This is a messenger RNA of Leopardus geoffroyi (Geoffroy's cat), 3195 nucleotides long. RefSeq names its product CCR4-NOT transcription complex subunit 7 (gene CNOT7). Gene Ontology annotation, cellular component: P-body; CCR4-NOT complex; CCR4-NOT core complex. NCBI's taxonomy places the organism in Eukaryota, Metazoa, Chordata, Mammalia, Carnivora, Felidae. The record is from RefSeq and is a predicted model, not a curated record. Gene Ontology annotation, molecular function: poly(A)-specific ribonuclease activity; nucleic acid binding. The transcript is spliced from 5 exons. Bases 1034 to 1609 code for a protein of 191 amino acids.
CAGUCCCAUGAACCAUGAGAUCGUGACUUGAGCUGAAACCAAGAUUUGGAUUCGUAACUGAUGGAGCCACCAAGGCUCCCCAAGGUACACAUUUUUAGUGUAGUAAGGCCAAUAAUAUCUGUUGUUUAAUGAAAAAAGUUUGUGGUAGAUUUAUUCAGAUAGAAAUUUUGACAUAAAGUGAUGAUCGCGGUUCCCCUCUGUUUUAAAUGUUUCAGUGACUAUUUUUGCUAUUUUUUAAACAUGUUUAUAUUAAGGUAUAGUUCACAUACAAUGAUACACUGAUUGCAGGUGCAUAAUGUAGUGAUUUGACAAUUCUGUCAGCACAGUAAGUGUAGUUACCGUCUGUCAUCUGUACACAUUUUGUUGUGUUAUUUUUCAAAGACAUUUAGAAGCAAACUGAUUUCUACAGAAUAGACCAUAAGAAUACUUUUCACCUAAGUGUAAUGUUUUGUGUUUUUUUUUUUGGGGGGGGUGGGGGGUUAGUUUUCUUAAAGCUUUUAAUAAAGUGAUAGAAACCAGUAUUCUUGCAACUAAAAAAUAAAUAAAAAUUUAGUGGGCAUUGCACAAAAUACUUUUCAUGUAUUUUCCGAAACCUGUACCUUUGUUUUGAUCCUUUAACAUUUUGGAUAUGUAUGUGUUCGUACUUAGAAAUUAGAGAUUUCUUCUUGGCUUAAGUAAAAUCUUGAAGGAUUGGUUUAUAUUUAGAUUUCCUGGCUUGAUUUUUGGAAGGUAAUUUUCUAGGAUUAAGAUUGUUAGAAGAAAUUAUUGCUGUUACAGCAAAGCCUUUCAUUUUAAAUCUUUUACUGGUUGUUGGAGCCGUUUGAAUGGCUCAUCAUUAGUGAGGGAAGGGAUCUCCUUUUUCUUUCCGUUGGAAUGUAGUUUUAACUUAGCCACAUCGGAUAUUUUCCUCUUGGUCUCCUUUCUGGUGCUGCUGGGAGCAUGGGAGAUGGAUAUAGGCUGUCACCCCUGUGGCUACAGCUCCAUCUGGCAGCAAUAAAAAAGGCUGCUGAGACUGAAAGCCCCUGAAAAGAACAUGUCUUUUACUUUGAGUGGUAGCCCCUGGGAGGACAUGUAUGCCCAGGACUCUAUAGAGCUACUAACAACAUCUGGCAUCCAGUUUAAAAAACAUGAGGAGGAAGGAAUUGAGACCCAGUACUUCGCAGAACUUCUUAUGACAUCGGGAGUGGUCCUCUGCGAAGGGGUCAAAUGGUUAUCAUUUCAUAGUGGUUAUGACUUUGGCUAUUUAAUCAAAAUCCUGACCAACUCUAACUUGCCUGAAGAAGAACUUGACUUCUUUGAGAUCCUUCGAUUAUUUUUUCCUGUCAUAUAUGAUGUGAAGUACCUCAUGAAGAGCUGCAAAAAUCUCAAAGGUGGUUUACAGGAAGUUGCUGAACAGUUAGAGCUGGAACGGAUAGGACCACAGCAUCAAGCAGGAUCUGAUUCAUUGCUCACAGGAAUGGCCUUUUUCAAAAUGAGAGAAAUGUUCUUUGAAGAUCAUAUUGAUGAUGCCAAAUAUUGUGGUCAUUUGUAUGGCCUUGGUUCUGGUUCAUCCUAUGUACAGAAUGGCACAGGGAAUGCAUAUGAAGAGGAAGCCAACAAGCAGUCAUGACAUGAAAUAGUCCUUUUAUUUUUAUUUGAGCUACACACAAGCUUGGAUAUAGGUUUUAUCUCUGGUUGAAUCCCUUGAACGAUAGAUGAUACUAUUUUUUUUUUUUUCUUUCAUAGCCCAUUUUAUUUUCUGCCUUCCAGUACUAGUAUGACCAUUCCUAUCUCAGAUCUUAAUAACUAGAAAAGCAUUCAGGUUAAAUUUGGCCUUAAUAUACUUGUUAGCAGGCAUGUGUGACAGAGAGUGGGGAAAGCUGCAUCAUAUUGAGUAUUUUGAUAAACUUUACCUGCUUGGGCUUGGUUUGUUUUUCCCCCUUCGUAAAUUAACUAGCACUGACUGUAAUUUAUUUCCCUGUUUCAUGUCUCCCUUCCAUUCUACAGGAGUUUUAGCUAUUUUGAGAUUGUGGACCAUCAAUUUUGCACUUUAGAGAGUGAUUCUGACUCAAAUCCUCUGUUUUAUCAGAAAUUUUGGCUUUUCUUGCUCUUAGCUGGAAAAAUGACCAUCUGCCAAUCUUAUACAGUAUUUACUUGUUUUUGACCCAUGGAAAUAGCACAUGUAUUGUGCAAACGGUUGAUUCAGCAAGACUACAGAAAAAAAAAAAAAAAGACAAAAAAACUACUGAGGAGCUUAGUAACUGCUGUUUCUGUACGUAGUGUUUCAUCUUCCAAGCACAUCUAGUGUCUUUCAGUGUCUCAUUGGCAUGUGUAGGCUGCUCUGACCGAAGAAUUUUUCAAACCAGCUUUACACCCUUCAGGAACAAUCCCUUGUGAUUGGAUAUUUAGUGUCUGCCAGGAAACUGGUAUCCAAGAUAUUGAAGCUGCAGUUAUUUUAUGAUAGCACACUUCCCUUUGAUCUGCUUCUUUUUAUUCUGUCACUGUUUACCCUGUUUUUAAUUUUUAAAAAAUUGUAUAGCCAUGCUUAACGACACUCUUACUUUGUUGAUUCCACAAAUCAGUUUCUUUAAAGUCCAAAGAUAGCAAGUCUUUAGGUAUAUUUUGUACCAGAUUAAAUUAGAAGAAAAAAUUGUGCUUUCAUAGUUGUUACAAAGAUGAAUAAUGCAGAGAUUUGGUGCACAACAACAAAAUACAAAAAUAUAUUCUAUAUAUAAAGUCAUAUAUAUACAUACACACAUACGUACAUAUAUAUAUGUACGUAUGUGUGUAUGUAUAUAUAUGGCUAUAUAUAGCUAAUAAAAUGACCUGAGGAGUGUAAUGCUUGUUUAUUUUUUUGUGUAUAUCUUUGCAAUCUAUUUUAUAUAUAUUGACAAGAGAGACUGUGAAAUAUUUAGCCAUGCAGAAUAUGUGACCAGACCAGAGCAUGUGUAGGAAGACAUUUUGGUAAUCAUUAACUCUGCCCUGAAAUGAUAGACUGCAAGUUACGAUGUGUGUUAUCUACAUUUCAAUCAGUAAUACUAGCAAAUUUCCACAUGUUAGCCACAUUGGUUUGUUUCCUUUGUACAUUCUUUAUUCAUGAUAUUAAAAUGCUGUAACUGGGUGGUCCUUUUUAAACAAAACGUUAUUUGCAAAACAGAGGGUAUUAUUUGUUUUUAAAGCUUUUGUAAAUAAAGGCUUCGGAAAUGUUUUCUUAUA